This is a messenger RNA of Ceutorhynchus assimilis (cabbage seed weevil), 1635 nucleotides long. The record is from the annotation of a GenBank genome assembly. NCBI's taxonomy places the organism in Eukaryota, Metazoa, Arthropoda, Insecta, Coleoptera, Curculionidae.
AAAACAAGCUUAACUUAUUUUACACAACACAAAAAUAUUAAUUAUCUUAAUACCAAAUUUAAACGCCUCAGUCAGACUUUGCAACAAAGAUACAAGGAUGUUGUGGAUUUACACUAUUAUUAUUUUGGUUGCAAUAGUUUAUGCCUAUUGUACAAGAAAUUUCAAUUACUGGAAAACAAGAAACGUCCCCUUUUUGAAACCGAUACCCUUUUUGGGUAACCUUUGGCCUACUUUAAAAAUGCAACAAACCUUAGGUGAAUGGCUUUGUGACAAAUGUCGCGAAACGAACCAAGAUUACUUUGGAAUCUACGUGCUAGACCAACCUGUAUUGGUUGUACAAUCGCCCAAAAUGAUCAAGCAAAUUUUACAAAAAGAUUUUGUCUAUUUUCAAAACAGAUCAGCCUCAGUUCCUAGGAAAAACCUUGUUUUGUCUAGUAAUUUGUUUUUCGCUAAAAAUACCAAAUGGAAGAUGGUGAGGAGUCAUGUGACGCCAGUUUUCAGCUCAGGCAAAAUCAAGUUAAUGUUUGCUCACAUUUUAAAUGAAACCACUGCAAUGAUUGAUUAUAUUGAUGGAUUGGUUAAUAUGAGUGAUGUUGAAUCUAAGGAAAUAUGUGCUAAGUAUUCCACGAAUGUUAUUGCCAAAUGUGCUUUUGGUGUUGAUGCUAAAUCUUUUGAAAGUGAACAAGCGGAAUUUAGAAAACUUGGACGACGUAUUUUUGAUUUUAGAUAUUCAACAGCAAUUAGGCAAUUUACUUGUUUUCUGUUUCCAAAUAUAGUACAGUGGUUCAAUAUUUCCGUAAUUGACGAUGAUACUCUUGCACGACUGAAAAUAAUAUUUUUGGAAGUUUACAACAGCAGACUUAGUUCGGGAAACUUUGAAGGAAACGACUUAGUCGAUAUUUUAAUAGAAGCUACCAAAAAUUUACCAGAAUUUGAUGAAAAUGUUUUAUUAGGACAAGCCAUUCAAUUUUUCCUAGCAGGAUUUGAAACAACUGGUUCCAUUUUGAGUUUCACUUUGUACGAACUUUGUUUGGAUCAGGAGAUACAAGAAAAAUUAAGAGAGGAAAUUUUUGAAAUUACAAAAAAGCACAACAAUAGUAUCACAUAUGAGAGUAUUUCUGAGAUGAAAUAUUUGGACAUGUGCGUAACAGAAACUCUACGCAAAUAUCCCAGUGUUCCAUUUCUGGAUAGAGUAACUGAUUCAACCUAUAAAAUAGCUGGAACAGAUAUAAUCUUAGACAAAGGCAUACCAAUUUAUAUACCUCUAUUUGGUGUCCAUUACAAUCCAGACAUUUAUCCAGAUCCCCAUAAAUACAAUCCAGAAAGGUUUAGAGAUAAAAGCCGAUUAAAUAAAGAGUCUUUAACUUAUUUGCCUUUUGGAGAAGGUCCUAGAAUAUGCAUUGGAAUCAGGUUUGGAUUAUUGGUAGUCAAAUUGGGCUUGAUAGCGAUUUUACAAAAAUUCAAACUAGAGGCAACUGAUAACACGCCGAUACCAAUGAAAUUUGCUAGCAGAAGCAUUGUUUUACAAGCCGAUAAAGGAAUUCCUUUAAAAUUUGUGCCCCUUAAGUAAUGAUAAGUAAUUUAUCAAUGUGGAAUUUUUCAUUGUAAUAAUAAAUAAAAGAAAUUAUACCUAUA